GCCACCCCCUGGUGGGGGAGGGGAAAAGCUGCAGCUGCGCAGUGUGUGGCUCUCGCGCGGCUCCUGCGUCUCGCGCUCCUUCUCUCGCGCGCGGGUGGCGGUUGGUUGGUUGUCGCUGGCGGUGCCUCAGGCGUUAGUACCGCACUUCACAUCAUGGCGGCCGAGGACAAAUGUUACCUCGGCUUCGACCUCAGCACACAACAGCUAAAAGUUACGGCUAUUGAUGAUGAACUGAAGGUAAUCUCAGAGUUCAAGAUGAGCUUUGAUGAGGAUUUGUCAGAAUUUGGGACUUCAGGGGGUGCAGAGAUCCAAAGUGACAAGCUGACUGUUACAGCACCAGUCCUGAUGUGGGUAAAGGCAUUCGAUCUGGUCCUAGAAAAGAUGAAGAACUCAAAAUUUGAUUUUACUAAAGUACAAUCCUUGUCUGGCAGUGCCCAACAACAUGGCAGUGUGUACUGGAAAGAUGGAGCCAGUGACACUAUGAAAAAUAUGCCAGCGAAUCGUUAUCUCCAUUACAUACUUGAGUCAAGUUUUUCUGUAAAAGACUCUCCUAUCUGGAUGGAUUCCAGCACGUCAUCGGAGUGUCAAAAUUUGGAAAAGGCUAUUGGAGGACCAGAACGACUUGCUGAAAUCACUGGUUCACGAGCUUAUGAGCGUUUCACAGGAAACCAAAUUGCAAAGAUCUACAAGAAAUACCCUCAACAGUACAAGGAUACUGAGAGAAUUUCUUUGGUCAGUAGUUUUCUUGCCACUUUGUUUCUUGGAUCCUAUGCAGCAAUAGAUUAUAGUGAUGGUUCAGGUAUGAAUCUGCUAGACAUCCGUAGACAUGUUUGGUCAGAGAAAUGUCUCGAUGCUUGUGCACCAGGUCUUAAGGAGAAGCUUGGAAACCCAAUGCCAUCUCAUGCUGUGCUGGGCACAAUUUCUCCUUACCUUAUCGAACGCUAUGGAUUUAAUCCAGAUUGUAAAAUUGUUGCUUUCACAGGGGACAAUGCAGGAUCAAUGGCAGGCUUGCGAAUCGAGGAAGGAGAUAUAGUGGUUAGUCUUGGGACGAGCGACACUGUCUUCUUCUCAGUUAAGGAUCCAAAGCCUGCUGUCGAUGGACAUAUCUUCUGUAAUCCUGUUGACUGCGAAUCUUACAUGGCACUUGUAUGUUUUAAGAAUGGUUCCCUGACCAGAGAGAGAAUCCGGGAUGAAUGUGCCAAUGGUUCGUGGGACGAAUUCUCCAAAGCUUUAAAGGAAACUACUCCAGGGAAUAGUGGAUAUAUAGGUACACUAGUAAAUGUGUGCAUGCAAAUGCAUAGCCUAGUUCAUUGUUUGGUAGUGUUGGAUUUGCCCUCCAAUAAAAUUAGUCUAAAGUGUAAAAUAUCCCAAAUAUCAGUCUAGAAUUGUUCUCGUUGAGCACAU
Molecule: messenger RNA, 1404 nt
Organism: Callorhinchus milii (elephant shark)
Lineage: Eukaryota; Metazoa; Chordata; Chondrichthyes; Chimaeriformes; Callorhinchidae
Product: xylulokinase homolog (H. influenzae)
Exons: 13
Coding region: 154-1383 (409 amino acids)
Biological process (GO): xylulose metabolic process
Cellular component (GO): cytosol
Molecular function (GO): D-xylulokinase activity
Source: RefSeq, a predicted model, not a curated record